Messenger RNA from Chondrus crispus (carragheen), 162 nucleotides. RefSeq lists its product as hypothetical. Lineage: Eukaryota; Rhodophyta; Florideophyceae; Gigartinales; Gigartinaceae. The transcript has a single exon. Bases 1 to 162 code for a protein of 53 amino acids. The record is from RefSeq and is a predicted model, not a curated record.
AUGAUCCAUCGCCACAACACACUACGCAACCAACUGGCUACACACGCUUUUAGAGUCGCCGGCCGCGCCUGCACCCUUGAAGUUCCAUUCCUGAUCCCCAACACCAACCAUCGCCCGGCAGAUAUACUUGUGCAACCAGGUGCUUCCCCUCUAGGAAUGUAA